AUGGAGCGUCAGCAUUUCUUCCACUCCCAUCCGUUGAAGUUGAAUCUUUUCCGGGGCAUUAUUAAUUAUCCAUAUUCCGUACCUUAUUGUAAGGGGUGCGGCGAAGGAAUAUUGGGUAUUAGUUACAAUUGCAAAAGGUGCGACUUCUUCCUUCACAAAUCAUGUGGCGAACAACCCCGCAAGUUGCAGCACCCAUUGCACCCGCAGCAUCCUCUUAUAAUGCUCCUCUCAAUUAGAAGCAAGCAAUCCUAUUUCUGCAGUAAAAAAAUACUACGGGGCUACACUUACCAUUGUUUUCACUGUAAUUUUAACCUUCAUCUUAAAUGCGCUUCUUAUCCGUUCACCGUAAAAGCUGAAUUUCACGACCACCCACUGAAGCUGCUGCGGAAAUCAGUCUCGUUCACCUGCGAUGCAUGUGGUAAAGAAGAUAAAGACAUGUCCUACUUAUGUAUCGAUGUCACAUGCCCACUCAUGGUCCACCUUAAAUGUGCUGCCUUACCAUUGAUUGUCAAAAAUACAAGUCACCACCACGCUCUAAACCUCACCCACUCUUCUCAGCUAAAUCAAUCCCACCGUCGAAUUUGUCGUAUCUGUGUUAAAAAGGUAGACACUGAAAAAGUUUAUUAUUGCUCAAAAUGCAAUUUCAUUGCCCACCUUGAUUGUGCUACAUGCGAGGGAUACACAGAUGAAACAUUUAUGUUGGAAUUUAAAGAUAAGCAGCCUCUCGAGUUAACAGGUAUGCUUAAAAACGAAGAUUCAAAACUGGAUGAAUCCAUGGACGCAUUAGCUUAUGUUGUCAAGAAGAAGAAGAUAGGAGAGGAUAAAAUUGAAAUUGAUGAGGAAAUCAAUCAUUUUAGUCAUCAACAUGACUUAAAGCUUACUUAUGAUCAACUUCAGUACAACGAAAAAUGCAAUGGGUGUAGGCAUCUAAUAUUCCCUCCGUUUUACAGUUGUGCUCAAUGCAGAUUUUUUCUUCACAAAUCUUGUAUUGCAUUACCCAAAAAAAAGCAACACCCACUUCACCCCCACCUCCUCACCCUCCUCAGAAAGGCAACUUAUGGCGACUUCAUUUGUAAUGUUUGUGGUCGUGAGUGUGAUGGCUUCACGUACCGUUGUGUGAAAUGUGAAUUCGAUGCAGAUGUCAAAUGUAGUUUGAUCUCAGACAUCAUAACCCAUGACAGUCACGAGCAUCAACUUAUUCUAUCAAGGGCAUCCUAUAAUGAGAAGUGCAGUUGUUGUGAUUAUAAUGCAAAAGGAGGAGUAUUCAGGUGUGCUGAUUCUGAGGAUGGUUCUGAUGGGGAAUAUUAUUGCGAUAUUUGUGAAAAAGAACGAAAUCCAAAGCAUUGGUUCUACUACUGUGAAGAGCUAAAUUUUCCCGCUCAUUCCAAAUGCAUUCUUGGAACCUAUAUAUUCGAUGUCGUUGGCAUGUUGUAA
Molecule: messenger RNA, 1434 nt
Organism: Corylus avellana
Lineage: Eukaryota; Viridiplantae; Streptophyta; Magnoliopsida; Fagales; Betulaceae
Source: RefSeq, a predicted model, not a curated record